Molecule: messenger RNA, 576 nt
Organism: Darwinula stevensoni
Lineage: Eukaryota; Metazoa; Arthropoda; Ostracoda; Podocopida; Darwinulidae
Source: the annotation of a GenBank genome assembly
GAAAGGGAACUAAGUGAGAGGAAAGGGGAUGUAAGCAUGAGUGCAAGUGAGAGCUCUUCAACUGGGACUGUCUCCCCGCCACCACCCCCUCCCAUGCCACGCCCUCUCAUCUCCACUGGUUCGAGGUCGCUUGACUUUGGGACACCCUGUGAUAUACUCCUCCCAACGUUCGUAAGGAGCUCGAAACCGGACGGAAGAAGGCUCUUCGUCCCGAGAAACGGCGCGAAGUCGCACGGCGCGCGGCCCCGUGGAAGCGACGUCGCGCCGCGAUCGGUCGGAGUUUUCGCGGUGCCGAUUCCUUCCCCGUGGUCGCUGCAGGCGAACUCGGAAAGGGCUAGCAGAAUUUUCUUUCCACAGCUCGUCGACGGUCGUCCGCUGCGUUCCACGUCCUCUUUGGAUGAGGUCGGCGAUUCGAUUCGAUUCGUUCUGUUUUCUGCCACCCCACCCCCGGUGAAAUUAAUUUUCCGAUCGCACCCAUGGAGGAUGAGGAACGAGGACGAGACGACCGUCGAGAGGGAGGAAACGGUGCAGGCCCUUUCCGAGUUCGUCCGCGGUGACCGAGGGGAAUCCGGAUGA